UUUUGUAAUAACCUUUCCGGUUUGAACACCGGCAUCAUCCGCGAGAUCAAAUUACUACUGCCUGUUUGCCUGCCGAAAAACCAUCAAAAUGCCGUAUGGUUAUGAUCCUUACCAGCCCAGGAAACCACCGAGCUAUGGACCCAAAGAUCCAGAACAUGAAACGUAUAGGAAGCUGUUCAUUGGUGGUCUUAGCUAUGAAACUACAGAUGAAACUCUGAAGAAACACUUUGAACAAUGGGGUCAGGUUGUCGACUGUAUCAUCAUGAAGGAUCCCACGACAAAACGAUCCCGAGGGUUUGGAUUUAUCACAUACAAGGAGGCUGGCAUGGUUGACGAGGCUCAGGGCAACAGGCCACAUAAGAUUGAUGGCCGUGAGGUGGAAUCUAAGAGGGCAAUGCCCAGAGAGGAGAGUGGAAACCCUGACAGCCAGAUGUCUGUCAACAAGAUGUUCAUCGGUGGUGUCAAGGAUGACACAACGGAGGAACAAGUACGAGAGGUCUUCAAGGAGUUCGGGAAAAUUGAAAAUGUAAACCUUAUCACAGACAAGACAACGGGAAAACUAAAAGGAUUUGCAUUCGUGGAGUUUGACGAUUACGAUUGUGUGGAUAAAGCAGUUCUACGGAAGAGACACUCAUUAAAUGGCAAGGACGUGGAAGUAAAGAAGGCUCAAAACAAAGACCAGCAGAUGGGUAUGGGAAGGGGGGGUCGUGGCAUGAGAGGAGGCGGACGUGGUGGUGGAAGGGGAGGAUAUGGUGGGUACGGAGGAGGAGGAUAUGGUGACGGUUACAGUGAUGGAUAUGGACCAGGAGGCUAUGGCGGUUACAAUCAAGGGUAUGGUGGGGGUGGUGGCGGUGGCAACUGGGGGGGCCAUGGCGGUGGUUAUGACGGGUAUGGCGGGGGCUACGGCAACCAAGGUGGCUGGGGAGGCAGCGGGGGCUACGGCUCUGGCUACGGGGACAACUACGGUGGAGGCGGUGGUGCCAUGAAAGGAGGUAACUACUCACACAGAUCUUCAGGAUCAUAUGAAGGCGGCUACAACAGCGGUGGAUACGGCAGCGGUGGACGGGGAGGAUAUGGAGGAAACAACCUUGAGUGUGAGAAAGUAGGCUGGGCUCUUUGUCUGCAGUUCAUUCUAGUUUGUGAAUCAGCACAAGAAGUACAUCUGAAUAUGCCUGAGUACGGAGGAUUCGGUGGUGGCGGUCGCAGAGGAGGUGGACGUGGAGGCGGAAGCUGGGUACCCAAGGACCCUGAACAUGAACAGUUCCGGAAACUCUUCAUUGGUGGUUUGAGCUAUGAGACCACAGAAGAAAGCCUCAAAACUCACUUUGAACAGUGGGGUCAGAUUGUUGACUGUGUCGUUAUGAGAGACCCAGAAACAAAGAGGUCAAGAGGUUUUGGUUUCAUCACAUACAAAGAAGCUGCCAUGGUUGACCUUGCCCAAGGUGAGCGUCCUCACAAGAUAGAUGGACGUGAGGUGGAGUCCAAGAGAGCUAUGCCCAGAGAGCGUGACUCUGGUGGUCGCAGCGAAUCUCAGCAAUCUGUAAAGAAGAUGUUUGUUGGUGGCAUCAAGGAUGAUAUGGAGGAGGAUGAUCUAAGAGCUGUGUUUGAACAAUUUGGUCCAAUCAACUCUAUUGACAUCAUCAAGGACAAACAGACACAGAAGCUCAGGGGCUUUGCCUUCAUCUCAUUUGAUGAUCAUGACAGUGUUGAUAAAUGUGUUUUAAAAAAGCGUCACACUAUCAAGGAGAAGGAAGUAGAGGUGAAGAAGGCGCUCAGCAAGGAACAGCAGGAACAAGGAAACCGUGGUGGCGGUAUGCGCGGCGGACGUGGUGGAGGCCGUGGUGGGUACAGCGGUGGUGGUGGUGGCGGCGGCGGCUAUGGAGGCGGUGAGAGUGGCUAUGGCCAAGGAGGAUACAACCAAGGAGGCUAUGGCGGUGGCUAUGGCAAUCAAGGCGGUGGUGCCGGGUAUGAUGGAGGAUAUGGAAGUGGCGGCUAUGGGGCUGGUCAGCAGGGUGGGAACUGGAACCAGGGCGGCGGCGGCAACAACUUCGGAUCUGGUUACGGGGAGAGCUAUGGAGGUGGUGCCAUGAGAGGUGGUGGUGGUGGUGGCUACAAUCAGAGAUCCUCUGGUCCUUAUGGAGGUGGUUACGGUAGUGGAGGUGGUGGCGGCGGCAGCGGUGGCUAUGGAGGUGGUAACUUUGGAGGUGGUGGCGGCUACAACAGAAGAUAAACCCCAUCCUCUCACACAGGCUCUCCAUGCAGGUUCUCAUUAAGCAGCAGCAUAAGGCAGGCAGGCAGGCAGGCAGACAUAGAUCAGGGAUAAGUGUUUCAACAGCAAUUAUGGUUACCAUAGCACCAUGUUACCAUAGCUACAAGGAGGCAAGUGUCCACUAUGGACAUCAGAGACGUAGCAUCAAGAUAGAGCCAAGACUGAAGGGAGAGUAAGGAAUUGAGGCGACGAUACACAGAUAGCUCUAAGCAAGAGUCACCUUGAGGAUAGUUGUCUCCCUUUGUAGCCGGUGUGGUGUGGCUAUUGGAGCGUAGUGCUAGAGCAGGCAUAAUGGACAUUGCAAGGAGUAUUUAUUAGUGAACAACCUGAAAUGAACUGUCCAAUGGCUGUCUUCCUGUCCCCAGAAGCUGUAGGGAGAGCAAGAAAGUAUUUUAUUACAUCAAUCAUGAAUCAAACCUGAUCAUAUGCCAUGGAAAUCAUCACUUUGACCACCAUUACAUGAGACUAUUCAUUAUUUGUGCUAUCUUUUUACUCAUUUAUUUGUAACAAGUUGUGGGCAGUCUUAAUAAAUGUGAAAACACCAGAAA
Molecule: messenger RNA, 2817 nt
Organism: Haliotis rufescens (red abalone)
Lineage: Eukaryota; Metazoa; Mollusca; Gastropoda; Lepetellida; Haliotidae
Product: heterogeneous nuclear ribonucleoprotein A3 homolog 2-like
Exons: 17
Coding region: 89-2230 (713 amino acids)
Molecular function (GO): RNA binding
Source: RefSeq, a predicted model, not a curated record